Molecule: messenger RNA, 4988 nt
Organism: Salvelinus namaycush (lake trout)
Lineage: Eukaryota; Metazoa; Chordata; Actinopteri; Salmoniformes; Salmonidae
Product: rho GTPase-activating protein 39-like
Exons: 10
Coding region: 84-3368 (1094 amino acids)
Biological process (GO): signal transduction
Cellular component (GO): cytoskeleton; cytoplasm
Molecular function (GO): protein binding; GTPase activator activity
Source: RefSeq, a predicted model, not a curated record
ACGCACAUACAUAGCUCAACUAGUGGGAAAUCUACUACAAUGCAACUCUUAUUCCAACUUUUUGCUCAUACAAUGUGAGGAAGAUGGCCGAGACAAGCUGUGACUGGGUGGAGAUCUUGGAGCCGCGCUCGCAGGAGCGCAUGUACGUGAACCUGGCCUCGGGGGAGUGUGGUUGGGAGCCCCCAGCAGGCGCCGCCGUGCGCCAGUCCGAUGGCAGCCAGUGGUGGGAGCUGUUUGACAGCCACAACAAACGCUUCUACUACUACAACAGUGCCAGUCAGCAGACGGUGUGGCACCGGCCCCAGGCCUGCGACAUCGUGCCCCUGGCCCAGCUACAGGCCAUGAAGAGGAGCUCUGAGACGGGUCUGAGGGGCCCCAUCAAGCCCCAGAGAGGGGGAGGAGGAGGGGAGGGCCGCCGCACAGCCCUACCUAACCAGGCCUACCCUAUGCCCCCCGCCCAGGACCCUGACAGCAGCGGGCGGUCCACCCCCUCUAAGGGGCUCUGUGACAGCCUGGAGAGCAGGAACGACACCCCCAGGGACCCAGGUCAAAGAUGGCAGCCAGCUCCGGGGUCGAAGGCAGCCAUGUUGGUGAAGGUGAACAGUAUUGGCAGGAAGCAGUCCGUGGUGCCCGCUAGCACCCAGCACCUCAACACUCUCAGCCCUGGGAGCCCUGCUGUGUACCAGGUCCACUCAGACAGCCCCAGACCCAUAUCCAGCCCUGCAGGCAAGAUGGCUUCCCCUGUGGACCACAAACAAGCCUUCCACCUGAAGAAGGGAGACAACGGUAACUUCGGCCUGGUGAUGCCCUCCACUGGCAGCCAGGUCUACCAGACUCCACAGAGGUGUCAGGCUGGCACCCCCCAGCCCUCCUCGCCCCAUUACGGUGCCACUCCGCCCAUCUAUGAUGAACCACCCAUGGAAACACCUAUCUAUGAUGAGCCCCCGAUGGAGGUGGAGGGGGCCGCCCUCCUGAACAGGUCCUCCACCCCAACCACCAGCCUGCAGAGGGUCCGCCAACCCCAGACCCAGCCUCAGCAGCAACCCAAGCUGCUUCAAUACCCAGCCUCUCAUCUGGCCUCCAAACACAAGAGGAAUCCCUCCGCCACAGAGUACAGCCCCGCUGGACGGGAGUGCAUCAAACACAUGGUCAACGUGGACCCUGCCACCUGCAAGCAGAGCCCCAUAUCCCAUCCUAUCCAGACAGAGCAGGCCCCUGCUCCAGACACUGACUUGCCCCCCUCUCCAUCCCCAUGCCCAGUCGUGACCCAGCCCAGGCCUAAGGAGGUGAGCCUGGAGAAGAAGCAGUCGUGGCGUCUCCUGGAGACCAGCGUGAGGAAGAACAUGGAUGUCCGACACAGCCGGCAGAACAGUGUGGCCUCCCAGGAGUACCCAGCGCUGGCCGCCGUCACCUACCAGGACUCAGGCUACUCCACCGGGCCCUCGCCCAGCUUGAGGAGGAAGAACCGCCGGAGAGCCCUGGGAGGGGGGGCUGGGGGAACAGGGCAGGGCCGGCCAGGCUCAGUGGGCAGCAGUGGGGAGCUCAGUGCCCUGAAUGAGAAGCUGAUGGCAGAGAUGCGGGUGGUGGUGAGUCGCUCUAACACCCUGCGUGGCAGCAAGGCCAGCCUGGACACUGAGAUGUCUGACAGCUCUGUACCUCGGGCCCGUUCCCCCCUGGACUCCCCGAAGAAGUACAGGGGCCGCAGCGCCUCCCGAGAGGACAUCAGCGCCAGUAACCGCUCUCUGUACCGGACCGGGAGCGGGAGUACCCAUGGCGACGUGCCCCUCUCUCCCCUGGCGUCAGAGGGCAUGGUGCGUCAGAAACGGACCUAUGAGAAGGUGGACACUCUGGAGAAGAGCAUCAUCAGCCAGAACAGCCUGUCCUCCUCGGAGCCCCACAUGUCCCUCUCACAGGCAGGAACGCUGGACUCCAAGGCCCAGUCGGAGAUCUCGUCACAAGGCGGAGGUAAUGGACACAGGGGCACCCCUCAUGGAGUCAAAGUGACUGGAGACAGGAGGGGAGGUGGGGGAGGAGGAGGCGGCAGUGUGGGAUACCAGUACCCUUACACCACCCUCUGUAAACCUCCUCCAGACACCAACAUGGUGGACUGGGCCAGUAAGAACCUGAACCUGCACACCCAGGGCCUGUUCCGCCGCCGCGUCUCCAUCGCCAACAUGCUCUCCUGGAACAGGGGCUCCAUCAAGAAGCCCAUGCUGAUCACCAGCGACCGCACCGUCAAGAAGGAAGCCUGUGAGAUGUUCAAGCUGAUUCAGGGCUACAUGGGGGAUCGUCCGGCCCGGCUGGAGCGCCGUCACACCGCCCUGCUGGUGGUCACUAAGUGCUGGGGAAUGCAGGCCCUGAGGGAUGAGCUGUACGUCCAGCUGGUCAGACAGACCACUGACAACCUGAGCCUGAGGAGCCUGGAGGCCGGCUGGGAAUUCAUGGCCAUCAGCCUGGCCUUCUUCUCCCCCUCGCCCAAGUUCAGAAGCUACCUUGAGGGGUACAUCCAGACACACCUGGAGCCCUCCAACGACAAGAAGAUCAUGCAGCACAUUAUGGAACAACAGGACAUGAAGACCAAGAAGAAUUCAAAGUCCCGGAAGAAGAGGAAGCAGAACAGCGAGGAAGAAGAAGAGGGCCUGCCAAUCAGCACUUAUGCCAAGUACUGCUACCGCAAGCUGCAGAAGGUCGCGGUCACUGGGGGAAAAAAGGGUCUGAGGAAGCCCACCCUGGAGGAGUUAGACCAGGGGAGGAAUGCCAUCGUGACCCCUUCCUUGUUCGGCAGCGCCCUGGAGGAGAUCAUGGAGCGCCAGAGCGAGCUGUUCCCGGAGCGCAGGCUCCCCUGGGUGCAGGUGCAGCUUUCUCAGUACGUCCUAGCCCUAGGAGGGGCCCAGACAGAGGGAAUCUUCAGGGUGCCUGGAGAUAUUGACGAGGUGAAUGCGCUGAAGCUGCAGGUAGAUCAGUGGAAUAUUCCAGAAAACCUUGGGGACCCCAACGUCCCGGCGUCUCUGCUGAAGCUGUGGUACAGGGAGCUGGAGGAGCCAGUCAUCCCUCAGAGCUUCUAUCAGCAGUGCAUCAGUAACUAUGAGGAUCCUGAAGCAGCUAUCAGCGUGGUGCAGUCUCUGCCUGAGCUCAGCAGACUGGUGCUCUGCUACUUUAUACACUUCUUACAGGUGUUUGCUCAGCCCGUCAAUGUGAGUAAGACCAAGAUGGACGUGAAUAACCUGGCCAUGGUAAUGGCUCCCAACUGUCUCCGCUGCCAGUCAGACGACCCACGCGUAAUCUUUGAGAACACGAGGAAGGAGAUGUCCUUCUUACGCAUGCUCAUUGUUCACCUGGACACCAGCUUCGUCAAGGACAUCCUCUGAGGGGGUCAACUCUAUCCCUCUUUAUCAAGGACAUCCUCUGAGGGGGUCAACUCUAUCCCUCUUUAUCAAGGACAUCCUCUGAGGGGGUCAACUCUAUCCCUCUUUAUCAAGGACAUCCUCUGAGGGGGUCAACUCUAUCCCUCUUUAUCAAGGACGUCAUCUGAGGGGGUCAACUCUAUCCCUCUUUAUCAAGGACAUCCUCUGAGGGGGUCAACUCUAUCCCUCUUUAUCAAGGAUAUCCUCUGAGGGGGUCAAAUCUAUCCCUCUUUAUCAAGGACAUCCUCUGAGGGGGUCAACUCUAUGCCUCUUUAUCAAGGACAUCCUCUGAGGGAGCCAACUCUAUCCCUCUUUAUCAAGGACAUCCUCUGAGGGGGUCAACUCUAUCCCUCUUUAUCAAGGACAUCCUCUGAGGGAGCCAACUCUAUCCCUCUUUAUCAAGGACAUCCUCUGAGGGGGUCAACUCUAUCCCUCUUUAUCAAGGACAUCCUCUGAGGGGGUCAUCUGUUUAUCCGUCACCAUGCCCUGGAGAGCUGCACUCGUUCAUCAGCCCUCAUAGCUGCUCUGUCUUUCUAUCAUACAACUCUCUACAACUGUCUACCACCUUAUUCACAACAAGCCCUCUGUUCCUUCACACUUCUCAUCAACCAUAUCACAUCUCAACCCUAGAUUCCCUCUGGUUCACGAACACCACAGCCGGAGGAACACAGACAGUGGACUGCACAAACAGUGAUCGGGUAUCUAGACGGUUUUUCGUGCUCCGAAUCAUCUUCCCUUUUUGUUUGAGACUUUGGGACAAGCUCACAUGUGAUGGUAGUGGGAGACUGUUUAUCCGUUGGAAAGCAGGACAUACAGUACACGGUGUUCUUGGGCUCGUGUUAAUGACUGGAGCGGAAUCAGUGGAAUGGUAUCAAACAUGGUUUUCUAUGUGUUUGAUACCAUUCCAUUUGCGCCGUUCCAGCCAUUAUUAUGAGCCGUCAUCCCCUCAGCAGCCUCCUGUGCUACUGUUUCUGCUCCAAACACUGGACCGUGCUGGCGUGAGAUUCAGCAUGUGAAGAAGAGCAAUCGCAAUACGAGACUAUUAUGCACAAGAAGCAUGUGUGCAGGGAAAAGUCCAGAGACAAAUGUGUAAAUAUGGUGUUGUUUUUUUUUGUGGGGGGGGGGUUAGUUCCUGCUUUGAGUGCCACAUAUGUAUCUGACUGCCAUGGUUGUGAAUGAUGAUGAUGUCUCAUCACGUUUAGACAUGACGAAUUGAGGGGAAACCCACUACAGACAGAAUCUGUAUUAUACCGUUCUCUUUUCCUUUAUUGUAGCAGUGUAUGCAGGCAACGCUUUCCUUCGCAUUUCAUUUGGAAUGCUUUUUUGACUAAUUUGAAUAUGAAUUCUGUCUGUGUUGCCAGAGCUGCAGGAUGAGUUGAUAGUAAAGGUUCAUACUUCCCCUGACCUCUUCACUGGCCGCAGAGAGACAGAUUCCCCCUCUGGGCAAAAAAUUAUCAGAUUUAUUUCUAAACCGUUUCUCUUAUAAGAAAAAUGAUAACCCAUCAGUUAGGCAGAGAUGUGUGUACAUAUGUGAGAGACAGAGUCUUGGAUUAAAACCAUGAGGAAAACACAUGCCUAUUCUCC